CAUGGAGAUAGCAGUGAAGUGGUGACAGGAAACUUUACAACUGGACCGGGUAAAACAAUUUAAGAAAUAGCAGAACGAGUUAUGUGAAAGCUAGAAUCGAAAGACAGGAAAAAUGAAAAUACCACAAUAUAUUUGAAUUCGUCCUAUCUACCAAGGAUGGCUCGUACCUGUAACGUUCUUUUCUUAUUGCCUUGACUUUCCAUUCAAGCUUCCACAUGCCUUGUUCUAAUAUUUCCCUCAAACAGCUUGAACGCAUUCCUUCAUUUUCAUACUUUAAAAUUUAAGAUAAACAUUUUGAAUGUAACCCUUGACAAAUAAGAGAUGUAAUUUUUAAAACCAUUGCUUUAAAACAGUUAUUUUUGCUGUUGGUGUUCAAAAUACCAACAGACAUGAAAAACAAAAACACAUCAAUCAUCAAAAUAUAAAUGUAAGACGAUGUCAGUGAAGUUAUACUUUUUUAUUUAUGGAUUUAAGGAUCAUACAUUAGUUUAGUAAGUAUCAAUUUUUUUUCUCUUGAGAUAUUGUUUAUUCAAAAGGAAAUUAUAAGUAUGCAGGGGAAUUUAUUAAAAUUAGACAGGACUGAUAUUGAGAAAUCUCUUCAAUAAUAAUAUAAUCUAAAUAUUCCUUUCCGGAAACUUAAAUCAUUCUAGAAAUUAUUGUAUAUUCUAGUUUCUGUAUAUGCUGAUGUUUCUUGUCAGUAUAAAAUUCAUUUUCGACCCUCCACUAAAUUUUGAAAACUAAAUAUUUUGAUUUGUGAGAUAUACAUGAAUAAAGUAGAACAAAAUUUUAAAAUUAAUUUAAAAAGAAAUUAUUUACCCUUUAGCCCGAACGAUGUGAAUCACCAGAAUUUGGUUCUAUUUUCAUUUGAAUCUCAUUCAAUGUUUUGCAUAGCAGUUUUAAUUUCAAUAUUAAAAAAUAUGAUGACAUAUAAGACAUUGCAGUUGUUGGUAUAUUGUGUUAAAGUAAUUUAUAUGGCAAAUAAAUUAAUACAAUAACGUGUUACGUUGAUCAAUACGGUAUAAACAAGUUGUGUCUUUUUCCUGUAAUGUUUUUAAGUUGGUCUCCAAACAACUUUCUGACUGGUCUUCGUAGCUUCAUUUUCGUUAGCACUUGUGAAAUUUUUAUUCUUUUCUGUCCUUUUUAUUUAUGUAACGUAAUUGAUAUGUAUUUUAUAGUUAGUACCUAUUGAAAUGGUUUUUGAUGUACUGAUUUGCCGAAAAGUUUGAAUUUUUAACCAUACUAAAUGCUUAACAUACAUUAUUUCUUUUACCAAAUAUUUUUGAUCUGAUUCCUUUAGCUGAGAUUACAGAGAACGAUGUGGGGUCACAAGUUGAUAUUCCACUGAUAGCAGGCGUAACUUUUGGGAUCAUCGUGGCUGUCAUCAUCAUAACCGUUGUAGUCACAGUUAUUGUCAGGCGUAGGAAACAAGACAGGUUGGUGAGCCCUGGACAAAUGCUUUGGGAUUUUGAUAUCGUUUGUAAAAUUUUAAAGUAUUGUAGAGGUCUAUACCCCGUCUGACUUCAAAUUGACUGUUCAUUAGGGGCCGCAAUCCGGGAUCCUGACUCUCGAAAAUACCAGAAUACCGGACCAUAAUCGAUGCUCGAAAAAACCGGAAUCGAAUUUAUGAAAACCGGGAUUUUCGUUGAUCCCGGGAUUUGAUUUAAAAAAAAAAAAAAAACAUGUAUCCCUUUUCUUAGUUUCCGAGAAAAUACCAGAAUACCGGACCAUAAUCGAUGCUCGAAAAAACCGGAAUCGAAUUUAUGAAAACCGGGAUUUUCGUUGAUCCCGGGAUUUGAUUUAAAAAAAAAAAAAAACAUGUAUCCCUUUUCUUAGUUUCCGUGUCGUAAUGAAAGCAAGAUAUAGCUGGAAUGUAUGUGAUGGGCAAAGUGCGAAGCCUUCACACCUAGUGUUUCAAGUUUAAAGAGAGCUGACCGACGGGCUAAAUCUCUGUACUGUUCAUUUGUCAGUUCAUGGAGUUGUGAUUAGUUAGUUUUUACACAGUGCUUGUGUAGUGUGUAAGUGGGGACGUGAGCCACGACGUGAAGGUACAUGUUUGGAAAGUGAAUGUUUUUAUAUUAUUAACAAAUAAAUGAUUGAAAUAGUCGAAUGAAUAUAGAAUGUUGACAUACGUUAACAAUUUGUUUGUUAAAUGAAAUGUAUGGAAAUAAAAACAUGCUGCGUUCGAAUCACGGUGUAAACUUUUAAUAACAAAAAUGUUUGAUUGAUUGACUUCCUUUAAUUAUCCCAAGUAUCUACAUAUUUACAAUUAUGGGUAAUUCCGCAUUUUGAUAAUCAAACACCUUAAGUUUAAGACAAACAGAAAGUAUGUUAAGUCUAUUUUGUGAAAACAAUAUUAAUAAUUCACAUUCACCUCAUAAUUGCUUUACGAGCUAUUUUGUCCCAGGCUGAAUGUCCCACCUUGUCUGUAACAUACCUAGCCAACAGUUUGCAUGACUGGAUGUCCCAGUUUGGCUGUACAAUACUUAGUUAAACAUUUACAUGAAAAUUUAAACAUUUUAAAAAAAAGUUGUACAUGUCAAACAAAAUAGAUUUAAUAAAUAAUUUGUGUUAAUGAUUUUUUCCCCUUCAUGUUGAUUUAAAAAUAUAAAGGACACUGAACAAAAUAAACCAAAAUGUGGAAAGCUUUUGAAACUAUCGGAAACAAAGUCAUCAGUUUGGAAUUGUGGAGUCUGAGCGGAAGUUCUUUGUCAUCUGGUUACUUUUGUUACCAUUUACGCUGAAAAUUAAGUGGUCAAACAUUAGACCCGUUGUAAUAUUUUAAUUUGACCAAAGAUUAAAGCUAAACAAACUAUCGAAAAUAUCGAAAAUAUCGAAAAUAUCGGGAUUCCGGUAUUCGUAAACUUUAUUAUCGAAAAUACCAGUUUUCGUAAAAGGGACCGGUUUUGCAUCCCUAACUGUUCAUAAGUCUGAACAAAUUUGAUUCUCAUUAAUUCGACUGGCAACGCUAGGUUUUAAAAGAUGUUAUUCUUAUAUUUCUUUUACAUGGCUUCAACUGCGUCUCUCAAUUAUUAUACUUCAGAUUAAAAAAAAAAAAAAGAAAAAGAAAGAUUUACACGAAUCUUUUGCAUACAGUCAUAAAAAUACUUUAUCUUGAAUAGAGAGACAUUAAUGAAUAUUCCGACACCAACAACAUCUUGUUAGAUCAUUGAUUCAUUCUGUUGGGAAACGUACCAGUGUCUAUGAGAACUACCUUACAUUUUGAUCUGUCACAUGGUAAAAGCAAUGCUACAAAUUUAGUCAAUCAAAUUUUUUUUUCCGAUGGUCUUUUUUUAGGAGCAAAGACAAGGGAAGUCCGAAGAUGACAGACACAGAUGACAACGCUGUCGUAGCAAAUAUAACUUCAGCCAGUGACAGUUCUGGUGACAUCAAGAUGGUUGAUUACAGAAAUAAGAACAUUGUUGACAGCCGUAACAGUUCUCCCAAUAACAAUCAAGGUAAAUAGUUCAAUUUAGCACUAAUUUGCAUACUAGGUGGUUCAGAGGGGGGGGGGGAGCGCCCCAGUUUGGGCCAUAUUUGGGUUUAUGGGUUCAAUUAUAAUAGUGGUUCUCAAAACUUCCUAAAGCCAUGACCAUUUAAUACAGUUCCUCAUGUUGUGGUGACCCAACCAUAACAUUAUUUUCUUUGCCACUUCUUAUAUAUGGUCUCGAUGGUCUUUGGCGACCCCUGUAUAAGGGACGUUUGACCACUAAAGGGGUCACGACCUUCAGGUUGAGAACAGCUGAUCUAUCACAUAAUAAAAAGCAUGUUUGUGCUAUGGAGAUGCACCUUUUGUGAGCUCUGAGAAGGGGGGGGGCGACAUUUGAUAUAGGUGCAAUAAAUGUCACCUCGAGUACUUUCUGAAAGUAUAACUGACAACAAAAGAAAGGUGGAUUUGAGAGUUUUGACUUUAUUAUUUGUGAAAAUAAGAUUUUAACCCUUCCAAUUCCUUCAACAAAAAAAGUAAUUUUGGGAGAGGGGGUGAGAAAAAUAGAUUUGCAUCCUUAGUGCCUUAGAGAUUAGCCCCAUUUUUCAAGUUUAAAUAAUCAUAUUUGUCCAAGUAAAACAUUCUCAAAUUUACUCCCGCUUAUGUAAUAUAUGAUAUUUUUAUAUUAAAUGUAUCACACGUUAGUAUAGCCAAUACAAUAUAGUUAUUUAAAAAAUAAGCAUUUUAAGAAAAAAAUUGUUUAAUGAAAUUUAAAAAAAAAUAAUUUCAGAUGAAAGAUUUUAUGACUGUAUCAGAGACUCAGAAAUAACUCCUUAUAGUGACGGGAUAUAUGCGAAAAUAGGAACAAUAGCAGGUGGCAAACGGACGGAAAACAUAUACAACAACAAUGGAUUUGUCAACGACAAGUAUUAACAUCUACAACAACAUCGCCUUUGUUAAAACAACACCAGCUUCUAUGUCGAGGACCGCACUCUCAUCUACAAAGACCUAUUAUCAGAUCUACAACACUUCUGGCUAUGUCGAGGACCGUACUCUCAUCUACAAAGACCUAUUAUCAGAUCUACAGCACUUCUGGCUAUGUCGAGUUCCUACUCCAACUUUAAUGUCAUUAAGUUUGUUUUUUUUUGUAAAUGAUAAACCGAAUAUUUGUUGGCUUCUUAUACUAGCCAAACAUCAAAGACAACUUGGAGAUGCUGGAACACAAACAUUCAUAUUCCGUUAGCAUGUUUAAAUUUUAAAAAAAAUGAAAUCAAGGAACAUUUCAAAGAGCCGAGCAAUCCAAGACCCCGCUAAGACAGGAUGAC
Molecule: messenger RNA, 4749 nt
Organism: Lymnaea stagnalis (great pond snail)
Lineage: Eukaryota; Metazoa; Mollusca; Gastropoda; Lymnaeidae
Source: the annotation of a GenBank genome assembly